This is a messenger RNA of Beauveria bassiana ARSEF 2860, 1626 nucleotides long. Its product is annotated as Cytochrome P450 CYP52T1. The transcript is spliced from 2 exons. Gene Ontology annotation, molecular function: heme binding; monooxygenase activity; oxidoreductase activity, acting on paired donors, with incorporation or reduction of molecular oxygen. Lineage: Eukaryota; Fungi; Ascomycota; Sordariomycetes; Hypocreales; Cordycipitaceae. The record is from RefSeq and is a predicted model, not a curated record. The coding region runs from base 1 to 1626 and encodes 541 amino acids.
AUGACUCUCUCGCCUAUUUCUACUUUUCUCGCCGGUGCUGCUAUCCUUUACCUUGCUAGGUGGGUAUGCAUCGAGAUAAACCACUGGCUUUUUGCAAGGAAACUCGGGUGCAAACCUGCCCAUGUGCGGCGAAGCAAGCUCCCACUUGGUCUCGACAACGUGCUUCGGAUGGCCAAAGCCGCGAAAAACCAGGAGCUGCAGAAUGAUGACCAACUCGUUCACCAAGAGAUGGGCUGUCCGUCAACCUGGGUGCAGAAUUUCCUUGGGUUUUGGUGCCACACUACGGUUGACCCUGAAAACAUCAAAGCGAUCCUUGCUACGCAAUUUAAAGACUUCGAAAUGGGUCCUUUCCGUACCGAUACUCUCAGUCCGCUCCUUGGGCAUGGCAUUUUCACGAGUAAUGGUAAAGAAUGGUAUAUAGUAAACUUUGAUCCCCUCAAACGCGAUGUUUUACUGACAUUCAUGUUUACAAGAAACCAAAUCUCCAGCCUUGAGUUAGAGGAAGUCCACAUCCAGCAUUUAUUCGGUCGAUUCCACCACGGUGCUGACGGUUCCUGGACAAGCCCGAUCGACCUGGGCCCUCUUUUCUUCAACCUCACACUUGAUUCUGCGACUGAGUUCCUGUUCGGACAAAGCGUUGAUUCACAGUUAUUGGACAGCCCCAAUGCGGCGAAAGCAACGUCUAGUGAACAUGAGACAAAAGCCAACAGAGAUAGCAAGGAUUGGUCAUCCUUUGGACGGGCGUUCGACAGAGCUAACACUACCAUCAGUUUCAAGGGCAUGCUCAUGGACUUCCACUUUCUAUAUUCUCCUAAAUCCUUCACUGAUGAUUGCAAUACAGUGCAUCGAUUUGCAGACUAUUUCGUUCAGCAAGCGCUAAAUGAAGAACAGGAAGUUUCCGGUAGCCCUGACUCCAAAGGGGAAACGGAAGCCUUCGUCUUUCUUCGUGAGCUCGUCAAAUCUACCAAGGAUCCAAAGGCACUACGCGGCCAACUCCUCAAUAUCUUGCUUGCAGGGCGAGAUACUACUGCGGGACUGUUGGGCUGGACCUUCUACUUACUAGCCCGCCAUCCUGACUACUACUCCAAGUUCCACAGAAUUAUUGUUGAGACGUUUGGCCCAUAUUCAGAACACGCAUCAUCCCUUACCUUUGAAUCUCUCAAGGCGUGCAGUCAUCUGCAAAACCUUCUGUCGGAAGUCCUUCGCCUACAUCCUGUGGUGCCUGAGAACAGCCGACGAGCCACGCGAAACACUAUGCUACCUCGUGGAGGUGGUGUGGAUGGAAAUGCACCAGUUUACAUUCGCAAGGGGGAAGAGGUCAUCUAUAAUGUGAAUGUCAUGCACCGGCGAAAAGAUAUCUGGGGGGAUGACGCGGACGAGUUUCGACCACAGAGGUGGAUUGGCAGCAAACACGGAUGGGAGUAUCUGCCCUUCAAUGGCGGGCCAAGGAUCUGCUUGGGGCAGCAGUUUGCAUUAACGGAAGCCGGAUUUGUUGUGGUAAGACUGCUCCAGCGGUACAGCAAGAUUGAGAACCUGGAUACGGAGACGGUGACAAAGCAUCAGUACACUCUCACAACAGCGCCAGUGAAGGUACUUGUCAGGUUCUGUGAGGCUGCGCAGCUUUGA